AUGGCUCUACCCAGAUACGCAGACCCCGUAUAUCAGACGGCUCACGAUGACGCUUUUUCGAAGCCGCUGUUUGCCAAGAUCGAAGCUGUUCUGCCACCAGAUGUGAGUAGCGAGGAUUUCGCGCAAGCCAUCAAGCAAAUUACAGAAGCGCUGGGGAAAGAUGCUGUUUUCACAGGUGAUGAUCUGAAGGAUUACGUUGACCCGUAUGAAAUACCCGAGUCUGGGCAUGGAAGAAAUGUGCCGAGCGCUGCGGUCUGUCCGGACUCGGUGCCGCAACUUCAGGCUCUCCUAAAGAUAGUAAAUCAAUAUAAAAUACCCGUAUGGACGUUCUCUCGGGGAAAGAAUUUUGGCUAUGGAGGGCCAGCGCCUCGCGUUUCGGGGUGCAUCGCUCUGGACCUGCAUCGAAUGAACAAAGUUUUGGAACUGAAUGAGAAAUUUGCUUAUGCGGUAGUUGAACCAGGAGUCACCUUUGGUGAUCUGUAUGAGCAUUGUGCGAAGAACAAAUACAAGGUCUGGCCAAGCACAGCAUCGCUCGGAUGGGGCAGUGUUAUUGGUAACGCUCUUGAUAGGGGCUUGGGAUUUCUCCCAACGGGUGUGCACCACGAAAACAUAGCCGGCAUGGAAGUUGUUCUUGCAAACGGUGAUGUGGUUCGUACGGGACAGUUUGCCAUGUCCAACUCCCCGUCGGCGCAUGUGACAAACCUGGCCUUCGGUCCCACCAUCGAUGGGCUCUUCCUGCAAAGCAACCUGGGAAUAGUGACCAAAAUGGGUGUUCACCUGACGAAACAACCGCAGUCUUACAUGGCUUGUUCGUUCGAUGUGCCGGAAUUCGAAGACAUCAAGACCAUUGUCGAUGUCUUCGGAGAGCUGCGACGGAACGGCACUAUACCAUACAUGUUUUAUGUAUUCUAUAUUGCGGAAUGGGCCACCAUGUUCGGCAAGCAUUCCGAAUGGUGGGCUGGCGAAGGGCCAAUUCCGGACUGGAGACUCAAAGAGAUGCAGAAGGAACUGGAUACGGGCGCAUGGACAGUGAAAUUCGGACUAUACGGGCCGACGCAGAUCGUCAAGGCUCAGUUCGAUGAGGUGCAGAGAGUAACGAGUGAGAAAGCACCAACCGGUCGUCUUCAACAGUCUCUAUUCACCGGAGAAAACGGAGGACUUCUCGAGGCAACAGCUGUUUCUGACGUCUAUGGUGGCGUGAGAGUAGGCAUCCCCAGCAUGUGGAAUAUACCGAUGGUGAACUAUUACAACAACCGCGAGGACUCGGUUGGUGCACACACCGCCUACUCACCCAUCGUACCUCUGGAGGGCGAGACCAUAUUAGAAUGGGCGCAGACGGCCAAGGCCAUUUGUGAGGCAGAGGGGUUUGAUUACUUGUGCGACUUCUUCAUGCAUGAACGGUAUGCCAUCUUCGUUACUAUGCUGCUAUUCGACAAGACUAGUAAGGAACAGCGAACCGGCAUAGACAAGAUUUUCAAAAGACUUUUUGAAGAAGGUAGCAAGCGUGGCUUCGCCAAAUACCGAGCACAUUUGGGUCAUAUGGAUAUGAAUGCCGAGCUCUUCGACUUCAACGACCAUGCGUAUCGUCGCUUCGUAGAGACAUUGAAGGCGUCCUUGGAUCCUAACGGUAUCCUGUCUCCAGGGAAGAUGGGGAUUUGGCCAGAGAGACUGAAACGAUUUAGGAACUUGGAGUAA
Hypoxylon fragiforme is the source of this 1695-nucleotide messenger RNA. RefSeq names its product putative vanilly-alcohol oxidase. Gene Ontology annotation, biological process: lactate catabolic process. NCBI's taxonomy places the organism in Eukaryota, Fungi, Ascomycota, Sordariomycetes, Xylariales, Hypoxylaceae. The record is from RefSeq and is a predicted model, not a curated record. Gene Ontology annotation, molecular function: FAD binding; D-lactate dehydrogenase (cytochrome) activity; D-lactate dehydrogenase (NAD+) activity. Gene Ontology annotation, cellular component: mitochondrion. The coding region runs from base 1 to 1695 and encodes 564 amino acids. The transcript is spliced from 6 exons.